AUGUCGCAUGUGCUAUUUCGAGGAGAAACGGCGACAUGUUUUUGCAGUCACUGUAUCCAGCGUAACCAAGAGAAAGGCAUCGACGCAGAUCGUGCCCGUCAAGGCUAUGGAAAACUGUAUUCCCUGAUCAAAGCAACUGAGCAGAAUAAAGCCCGGCCAAUCGAUGGUCUGCUGACGGAAGUGCUCAGAAUCCUGCAGCGGUUUCCAGAAGUUCUUAGCUGGGACUAUCAAUGGUUUCUCGCAGACGAGGAAAUCUGCACUCAGGUCCAUCACACGGCCAAGGCGAUCUCACCCAAUAUCGACUCAGGCCGGCACGUCGAUCACCAACGGUCGAGUUGGGACGUCUUCUACCGGGCUGCGAUUCCUUACAGCACCAUGGCGAAAAACGCGGACUUCAUCAAACCGAUUCUGUACCACGAGACUUUCGGUCCGAGACUUCGCUGGUGGGUGCUCGAACGGAUGAAAGACCGCGUCUUGAAUGAGCUGAGCUUGGAGCAAUCGCUAAGCCUCUUCUAUUCCACUUUUGGCCAUACGGCUAAAGAGAUGCCCCAGGUCGAAGAGCUUGACGCAAACGGCUUAGGCGCAACCUAUGUGUACAACGAGACCAAACGCUGUAAGUUGGGCGUGGGAAGCCAUGCUAAGGUGUACGCCGGGAUCGGCAUCGAUGUUCCCUGGUAUGUCCCCGGAGGAAUGGAGCCGCGCCCUAGUCGUCCGGACUCCGUUGAAGCGGCGGUCGUUCAGGCAUUUGAAGCCGGCGCCGACGGUGUGCUUGCUUCUCGAGAGUACAACGAAAUGUUCCUAAGCAUGAAGUGUUUGGCGACAAUCCUCUUGGCAGCGUUGGCGAUGGGGCUGACGGUUCCUCGUCCAACGAACGCGGCCAAGCCGGAAGAACGACUGCGGGUGAUUAUCGAAACGGAUGCCCCAGGUGGGGAUCCCGAUGAUGAAGGAUCGCUUGUGCGAUUCUUCCUUUACUUGAACGAAUGGGAUGUCGAGGGAAUUCUCUGUACCCGACGUGCUGACCAGUCUCGCACAGGAGAAAGCGGUAGGGAAUGCCUCGAGCGCUUCAUCGAAGCUUACCAGAAAGUGUGGCCCAGCCUCACCAAGCACGAUCGACGGUAUCCCUCUCCGAAGAAUGUUCGGGCGAUCACGCUCCCUUCCUACGAUGGCACCAAGGCACGCAACGCAAUCAUCGCGGCCGUCGAUCGAGAAGAUUCUCGCCGAAUCUGGUAUGUGAACUGGGGAACCAAUGAUGGCAACCUGACUGCCAUGCGGCAAGCGUUAGACUACGUCAAGAUGACGAGAAGCGAAGAAGCUUACCGGGCAUUCGCGGACCGCCUUUGCUUUUCCCGCGAUGCAGAUCGCGGCUAUCACGUCCGGGAGCACAUUCCGUACCUGCAUAA
Molecule: messenger RNA, 1400 nt
Organism: Symbiodinium sp. CCMP2456
Lineage: Eukaryota; Dinophyceae; Suessiales; Symbiodiniaceae
Source: the annotation of a GenBank genome assembly